Messenger RNA from Aspergillus nidulans FGSC A4, 2306 nucleotides. RefSeq names its product putative C2H2 finger domain protein. The record is from RefSeq and is a predicted model, not a curated record. The transcript is spliced from 4 exons. The coding region runs from base 1 to 2193 and encodes 730 amino acids. Lineage: Eukaryota; Fungi; Ascomycota; Eurotiomycetes; Eurotiales; Aspergillaceae.
AUGCUCAACUUUGGGGGUCUCAGAAUGCCUGCUCAGCUCCGGACAAAGCAACCAACCAACAACGGGCCAGCGACUCGCCAUCACUGGCCAUCGACGGCCGUCGACGGCCGUCGACCAGCCGUCGACCAGCCAGCAACCCGCCAGCGCUGCGCUGCUGACGGGUACAACGAGUAUCCCCAACAAGGUUCAGACAACGGCCGACAGAGUUUGACCGAUCAAGGUCGCGCAGUCAGCGAACCCCGUCCGUCGCCCUGCUCCUCUCGUUUCUUUUUCCUUCUUUUGCGACUCCUUUUUCGCUUUUUCGCCUUUUUCGCCCAUUGCCCAUUUCGCGUUGCUCGUUUUCCAUUUUUCACCCCCGCGUUGGCCAGACCCAGACCGCACCAGACUCAAUCCUCAGACUCAGACGCCGGUCUCCUCUCGUAUCUGACCGCUCGCUGGUCUGCUGCUUUUGCCUUUCGCCUUCUGCCUUCUGCCUUCUGCUUUCUGCUAAUCUUUCUGCUUUGCUCUCUUUGCUCUCUGCUCUUGCUCGUGCCUGCUCGUGCCUGCUCGUGCUUUGCUCUUGCUCUGCUCUUUCUGCUGCUCUUUGCUCCCCUGCUCUGCUCCCUACUCCCUCCCCUCUGCUUCGCUGCUCUGCUCUUUGGCUUGCUCUGUCUGCUGUCUGCUCUAUCUGCUCUGUCUGCCGUCGUCCAUGGGCGAUCUGACUCUCUGACCGACCGAUCUCGCCAUGCCUUUGUCCUGAUCGCCCUCCUGUCAUCACUGGAUCGCGCUCGCGAUCUCCUCGCCCUGGAUCCUCCUGACCUCUCUGGCGCCCUCUCUGGGAACCGACUCUGGCUGGGCGACCUUGCCUUUCCCCCCACCACGCUCACCGGCGUCCCCGUCUCGGUCCUGCCCGUCGCGGCCACUCGAGACGCGGCCGCUGCAAACCUGGCGACCCUUGCGAUCCCCCCGGGCAUGGGGACGGGCCUCGAGGUCCAGCAACCGUUGAGCGCGCGACGGCCCGGCGCUCCUCCACUGCCGACCUUUGAGCUGCCUGCGCCGACGUUCACUGCGGCGCCGGGUAAGAACCCGGCGCAGGCGCAUCCGCAGGCGCAUCCGCUGCCGUACUCGCUGCACCAUCCGCAUCUCCCUCCUCCCAAUCCGACGGUCAUUGCAUCCCAGCCGGAACCCCCAACAACAUCUACAGCAGCAGCGGCCACAGCAGCGACCACGACCGCCGCUACCGCUGUCACCUCGUCGCCGGAAUCCACAUCGUACUGGGCCACCGGCUCAUAUAGUGGGAGCGCUGGGACCGGCCGGCAACCCUGGACACCCAACCUGGGCUCGUCAUAUUCAAAUCGAGAUCCCUUCUCGCCUUCUUUCAACCCGUCUCUCCAUCGUAACCCGGCGACCUCGACCCCCGGCGCCGACCCGAUCCCUUCAGCAUACGAUAUGAACCAACUCCCUCCGUUUCAGCAGCAGCUGGGAGGAGCAGCAACAGCACCGGGACCAGUUGCGCAUCUGGCCCACAGCCAUCCAGUGAUAAAUCCGCACCCGUCCGUCCCGUCGAACGAUCCAUAUAUGGCCAAGUCCAGCUCAGCACCGGCCUAUGGAGCCGUCCUCUCCAGCCCACCGGGCUACCAAUACCCGCCGGCUGCGCCAUCAGGACCACCGCCACCGCUCGCCAUGCAUCAUCCGCCCCGAGUCGCGUCGAAUCCUCCGCCUCCUCCACCGCCGCCACCAACACACCUUUCCUAUCCCCACCAGCGCCAGCCCUGGCCGUCAUAUAGCCUUCCGGCGAUGACCGGCCCUGUCAUGUCCAAUGUCCACAGCCCCGGCGGACAGAUGUCGCUGAUGGGCCCGCCGCAGUCCGGACUUCUGCCGGGCUUCAAUAGCGGGUUGGUGGCUAGCAUGCAGCAGAUGUACGGCGGGCAUCCGCCGCACGCGAUGCACGGAAUGGGCGUGGGUGUAGGCGUGGGCGUAGGCCCAACCAACGACCGCCCGUUUAAGUGCGACAAGUGCGGGCAGAGUUUCAACCGGAAUCACGACCUGAAGCGACACAGCCGGAUCCAUCUUGCUGUCAAGCCGUAUCCCUGUCAUAGCUGCGACAAGCAGUUUUCGCGAAAGGAUGCGUUGAAGCGCCAUCAAUUGGUUAAGGGUUGUAAGGACGCGAACGAGCAGGAGAAAUCGGUCAAGGUUGAGAGCGGCGAGCAUUAAUUUUCUCUCCUCACUUGUACGCAACGUGAUUCGGAACUCGACUCCGUGCCCGCUCGGAACACGACGCGGCUAUUCUUCACGCUCAAAGUGAAACUGCACCAUGCCUACAACGG